CAUGAUCUAAGGCCACAUUCUUCGGUGCCUUGUUCGACGGCUUCUUGUCUCGCCCGAGUCACCCGGCUCAUCGUGCCUAUUUAAAUCAACUGGCUCUCCCGGCCGGUAUCCCUUUGUUUGUUCUUUCGCUCCAGCAAGCUAAGCUUUACCGUUCUCUCGUUUAACUAUUCUCUCGUUUAACUAUUCUCUCGUUUAACAUUCCCUCGUUUUUACCAUUCUCUCGUUUUGACAGCUGAGUCCCCGUAACUAGUCCUCUUACCAGGCCAACUCCCCUCACCCACAGCAAUCAUGAAGUUCACGUCCGUUCUCUUCCUCCUCGGCGCCUCCCCCGCCGUCCUCGCCACGCCCGCGCCUGAAAACGGUGUGACUCCCAACACCGUGGCCGCCCUGGGCAAGCGCGCGACGUUCCCUAUCCCGGCGUCCAAGGGCUCUGUCACCUACACGAAGCCCGAGACCAUCAAAGCCGGAAAGGUUUUCGACGGCGGCUUGAAGACAUACGGACGCGGCGUCAAGUGUACCGGUCAGGCCGAGGGCGGCGAGUCUGACGCCGUCUUCCUGCUCGAGGAGGGCGCUACCCUGAAGAACGCGAUUAUCGGCGCGGACCAGAUCGAGGGCGUCCACUGCAAGGGCUCCUGCACGAUCCAGAACGUCUGGUGGAAGGCCGUCUGCGAGGACGCGCUGAGCAUUAAGGGUGAUGGAAAUGCUAGCGUCAAGGGCGGCGGUGCUACCGGUGCCGAUGACAAGGUGAUCCAGCACAACGGCUUGGGCACUGUGACCAUCGACGGAUUCACGGCCGUGGACUUCGGGAAGCUGUACCGCUCCUGCGGCAACUGCAAGAAGAUGGGGCAGCGCAACGUCGUGGUGAAGAACGUCAAGGCGUACAACGGCAAGACCCUGGUGGGCAUCAACUCCAACAAGGGCGAUAUCGCCACUAUCGACAGCAAGACCUGCGCCAGCUCCGUCAAGGAAAUCUGCGUUGAGUACGAGGGCACCACCCCCGGCAACGAGCCCAAGAAGCUCAGGUCCGGCCCCAGCAGCAACUGCAAGUACAGCUCCCUCAAGGCUUGCUAAACGGAGCAGCUCUCCGAGCCGAACUCUGCAUCCUCGCCGGUGCUUCUCACCCGAUGCUCUCGGCCAUCCUACGAGGCUACUCCAUACGAGUGCUACGGCACGCGCACUGAGGAAACAAAAAGAAAAAGAGAGCAAGCGAGCAGGACUUUCCGCAACAACUGCGAGCAGAUUCUUUACUUCGCCUCCUAGCCUAGCUGCCUCUUCUCAUGUACAUAACUUUUUUAACACUGAACAUACCUAUGCCCAGCAGCA
Molecule: messenger RNA, 1323 nt
Organism: Durotheca rogersii
Lineage: Eukaryota; Fungi; Ascomycota; Sordariomycetes; Xylariales; Xylariaceae
Product: polysaccharide lyase family 3 protein
Exons: 3
Coding region: 289-1071 (260 amino acids)
Biological process (GO): pectin catabolic process
Cellular component (GO): extracellular region
Molecular function (GO): pectate lyase activity
Source: RefSeq, a predicted model, not a curated record